AUGUUUCUGCAAGGCAAAACAUCGUUAUCAUCAACAUCAUCUAGUAGCAACACCAACGACUACGACAACAACAACAGCAGCAGCAGCAAACCAACAAACAGAAUAUUGUCACCUCCGGGUCCGUUUCUAACGCCCAGUCCAUCACCAUCGAUUUCAGCUAGUCCACGUUUACAACCGUCACCAUCGUUAUCACCAUUUCCUCAAGAUGUACUUCUAGUAACGGGUAAUCCGUUAACAAAUGCCAAUGCACAUGAACAGGAACGUAAAGCUGUUACACCCGGUCGGCGACAAUCCAUACAUCAAUUUACGAAUGGUAGUCCAAAUGCUGGCACCGUGGUCUUCCAACCCAGUCCAUCACAAUCGCCUGCCGCCGCAACCAGUGUCAUUGGCAUAACGGCCAAUGCCGCUGGUGGUCUCAAUUUAGUGGGUAAUUUUCAAAAUGUGGCCACAACAACAGCAACAACGACGGGAAACGAUUUGAAUGCCACGCUGGUCGGUUCCAAUAACAUACAAUUAAAUAAGAAGGGCAACAAACGCCAACAACAACAGCAUCAGCAGCAGCAACAACAACAACAUCACCAAAUAUUCAGUUCCUCCAAUAGCCACUAUACAAACAGUAACGCUACCACCACAACUAACCCACAUCCACCGCAUCCUUCAUCAUCGUCGAUCGCCGCAGCAGCAUCAUCUGUUACAUCGGCUUCAUCGACAACUGCGACUAUAGCUGGCGGCUAUGGGCAAUCACAUGCAACAACGAUCAACAAUACACCGAAUACGUUUGCGCCAACAAAUGUGGCUUGUACGCCAAAAAAUCAAACGAAAAAAGGUGUUAACGCAACAAAUCAACAAUCGAACAACACAACCGCAUCAUCGUCGUCUGCAGUUUUGCCCAUAAGUCAACAACAACACCAGCAAUUUCAACAAUACCAUAGCGGUAGUCCUCUAAUUGCCGAUAGUCCCUCACCGAGUCCAAGCGGUACAACAAUAACCGCUGCCUCUAUUAAACCACCCACACCCCAACCACAGCAACCACCGACAAUGCAAAUGUUACAGCAACAAUUCACAAUAGCCAGCAAUGGCAAUGGUGGUACCGGUCCCCAACAAACAUUUCAACUUAUUCAGGGUCCUCAGGGACAAAUUAUUGCUGCGGCCACAUCAGCGCCCCAACACCAGCAGCAAGCCAGAUUUACGACAACGCCCACGGGGAACUUGACAACGACAACAACGGGAGGUAUAACAUCGGCGACGAUGUUAGGUAAUGCAAAAGGCAACAAAUUGCCACAACAGAUACUGCCAAAACCCCAACAACAACAACAGCAGCAGCAACAAAUUUUAAUUGAUACCCAAAAACAUAAACAGGGAAAUUCUGCCGGACCCAAUCCCACACCUCCACCAUCACAUCAAACCGUUACCUCCAAUGCUACAUCAUCCAGUAAUUUGUCUCAACAGCACCAGCAGCAACAACAAGCAUCAUUAACACAGAUCUCACAAUCAGCUCAACCGGGCCAACAACAAAUAAUCUUACCCUCCGGUGCCACAGCUAGUCUUACAACCACCGCCGGCCAGCAACCGCAACUGCUUUUAAAUCAGGUACCUAUGUUGGUGCAACAAAAUGCACCCCAGGGCGUACAGUUGAUAUUGAGGCCACCAACACCUCAACUGACCGCCACACCGUCAUUGGUCAUACAGAAUGCCAGGCCUCAACCCCAGCUGCAGCAGCAACAGCCCCAGCAGGUGUUACGAAUCUUGGGUCAUAAUGGUGCUACAAUGCAAUUGGCGGCAGCAACACCAACUUUUAUUGUUUCAUCUCAGGCAAAUCUCAUCCAACAGGCCAACCACUUGCAGGCCAUUAAAACUCAGCCUCAGAACUCGGCCAUUACACAAUUGAGCGGUCUGCAUGCAGCCCUUUCAGCAGCGGCUGCGGCUAACCAACAGCCCAGAUCUCAACAAUUCACCACAACGGCGGCCACUAUCAACGGCCAUUUGUUGGGUCCAUCGAUGGCAGCUCAAUUACAAAAUCUUCAAUUGGCGGCUGCAGCAGCGGCCAAUGGUAACAGUUUAACUGCUCAAAUUCAAAUGCCAAAUGGUUUGAGUGCCAGUGGGGCGCCCACAUUACUCUCCCAGUUGCCUGCAAGUACUGGAACGACUCAGUUUCAGCAGAAUUCUGCCCAGGGACUUAUAAAUCUCAAUCAACUUAGCAAUGCCAAUAUACAACAAAUUGCGGCCGCUGCUGCAGCGGCGGCAGCAGCUGGCGCAACAACCUUUCAAGCUCCAGGUGCACCACCCUCCAACAAUACUGGAGGACAACAGGGGACACAAAACGUCACAGGAAAUACAAAUGCAAAUCAAACAACUACCAAUGAUCUCUACACAACUAGCCUAACACAAUCCUCACCGGCCCAUGUGCCAGUUUCAGUGACUCCGGAACCCCUAAGUCGGCAGCCAACACCUGUGUUACAGACUAUGCAGCCAGCUCCAAGUCCACAACAACAUCAACACCAACAGCAGCAUCAACAGACUGUGGGUGGUAAUGGUCAAAUACAUUUGCAAUUUAAUGCAGCUGCCACAAUACAAAUGCAGCAACAACAACAGCAGCAGCAACAGCAACAAAUUCAACAAUUGCAACAACAAAUACAACAGACCCAGAACCAAGUUCAGCAGGCGCAACAGCAAGCUCAGGCUUUACAACAACAACAGCAACAGAUGCAGCAGCAGCAACAACAACCACCACCGCCUGAAACUAAAAAGAAAGCCAAACCGAGAAGACGAAAACCGCCCGCAACAUCAGCUGCAGCUAACGCUAACACAGCAGGCGCAGCCAGUUCGACAGCAUCACCCGCCAAUGUGAAACCGUUAACUACCACCGCUAAUAAGACACUGAAUACCGCCACCUCAACUACAUCGGUACUGGUGCCAGCCAUUAGUACUAGCAACACAACUACAAAAAUUGUUCCUAUGUUAAGUCAGCAAAAUUCGGGUAACUUAACCACCGUUCAAACAACUGCAACAGUUCAACAGCAGCAAAUACAACAAAAUGUGGUUGAUAAUCAACAACAACAACAUCAGCAGCAACAAAGAACUAAAUCUCCUUCACCUCCACCACAAAUAACAAGGGCCAGUAAUGGUAAAUUGGAUUUGGGUAAUGUUAUGAAACUUUGUGGCAUAACCGAGGAUGAUGAUGAGGACUUUAUGGAUACCACACCCAUAGAGGAAACCAACCCCUCAAGCUCAAAUCAAAUGUCAAAUCCCUCAACAGAUUAUACUAUAUCCAUACCACAAGCAAAUGUUAGUGGCGGGGAUGCACCGCCACCAUCAUACACACUAUCUAUACCAGGAGUAACAAAUGACCAAAUGGAUCAUUCGGGCACAGAAACCGCAGCUGCUAAUAUUGUCAUUAAAAUUGAUCCAUCUACCGAAUUGUUGGGAUCUGCUAGCGGAACAACAUCUGGACCACCAGGACACCAUCCUCCAUAUUCUAUAACUAUACCACGUUUGCCGUCUCAGGAGGAGAUACAAAAACAGGCUCAACAACAUUUGCAACAGGCUCAAAAUGAGGCUCAGCAAAUCAAAACAUCGAUGUCCGGGGGACCAACAGCAAAUAUUACAUUUACAUUACCAUUGGCAACGGCAGGGCCCACUAGUAUAGCAUUAGGUUCUUCAGUAGCUUCCUCAUCUACGGUAACAACUUCAGCCACAUCCACAACGAAUACGACCACAACAACUGCCACUGUGAAACCACGUCGCAAACCAGCAGCGAAACGAAAUACCAAAAAGACAGAUAAUACAGCUAGCACAGCCACAACGGUACCGGCAAAUAAUUCCACUGUCACAGUGUCUUCAUCUACGACGACCACUUCCUUUGGAAACACUUUGCCAACUAGCAGUGCAUCAAUAGUAACUUUGCCAAGCAGUCAAAACUCAGUUCAACCUAAUAUUAAUAUUACAACGAGUUCAAUAUCCACACCCCUGCCUACACCCUCACUGGUACCCAGUCAAAUUGGAAAUAUACAAAUAUCACAGAUCGAUAAUCGUCUGGCAGGCCAACAUGGCGCAACAACUAUGGUUUCUACAACUCCAAUGGGUUCUUUGGUCGAAAAUAAAAUACAAAUUAUGCCCAUUUUAGAUAAAUCGGCGGCGACUAGCCAUCAGCCACAACAAACACAAAUUGUUUUCCAGCCUCCCAGUUUGGUUCAAAAUCAUCAGGGUAUAGGCGGCGCAAAUAUUUCCGCUCCUCUUACAACGAAUCUAAAUGAAAACAACCAACAGCCUCGUCAGAUGCACUUGGUCUCAUUGCCGCAAUUGUCAAAUUCGUCGGUGGCAUCGAAUUCUUCUUCACCACCAGUACAACAGCAACAACAACAACCCCAGACGCAAACUGCCCCGCCAACAAAUUCUGUUCUACCAGGUCUUACAGGAAAUGUUUCCAUAUCAGUGGGUACACCAAAUACCAUUACUUCGUUAAUACCUCAGUUAACUGGUAGCCUGACAUUAGCAGUUUCGGAACAAUGUGAACGUUUAAUAUUGCGUCAUGAUCCCAAUAAGCCUCAGGAUCAACAAUCACAAUUGAUAUUGCAGGCUUUGCUUAAGGGAGCAUUGCCAAAUGUGACCAUUAUUAAUGAACCACUGAAACCAGUGGAGCCACAACAACAACAACAACAACAGCAGCAACAUUCACAGGUAGUUACAAAUGUCAUACAACAACAGCAGCAGCAGCAACAACAACAAUCGGCUACUCCUACCACAGUUUCUACUGGUCCACCCAGUGGUAAUGCAAAGGGUUCUAAGAAGAAGCAACAACAACAACAGCAACAACAUGUUGCACCUGAAGCAUCUAAAACAACUGGUAGUGGUGGUGGGGUUACUAAAGCUCAAGAACCCACUACCAAUACAACUACUGCAGUACAACCCCAAUCUAAUAUGAAUGUACAAACAAAUAUCAAUAACAAUCCUGCUCCUGUUCCACAGCAAGACACUAUUUCCCAGCAACGAUAUUUGUCAUUGCCAAAAAUCGACCCUACCACCCAACAGCUAUUCUGUUUGAAUAGUCUGAACAAUCAAAUAACUCCGAUUGGAGCAAAUCAGACUACCACUUCCAUUGGACCCACAGAACGCAUACUUAUUGCCCCGGCUGGCAUAAAUGCACAACAAUUGGCCCAGUGUUUGCAACUGGGACAAAUACAUUUCAAUGAUGCCAAUCCACUACCGCCCUCAUCACAAAUACUACAAAAUAAUCCGCCACCAAGUUUGACAAAUACUUCCACCACUUUACCGGUACAUCCCAUGAAUAAUGCAGGAUCAAUUCUUAACAAUUCCAACACAAUGUCUGGACCUCAACAACCACCAAAGCAACAAAUUGUAUAUCCCAUGACAUCAGGAUCAUCAACCUGUGCAACAGUCCAGUCUUCUUCGUCCACCAUUACCACAACUACGAUUACCACCACCACUACUACCACAAAACAGGUGGCAAAUGUAGCUCCUAUUAUAGAUCAGUCCAAGGCUGCUAAGCAGGAAAAUAAGUUGAAUUCUUCGACAACUACUACCACCACAACAACAAGCUCAACGGGUGCUGUACCCAAAAAGAAACCAGUAAGGAAGCCCAAGGCCUCCACAACAACAGCAGCCGAUGUGGCUUUAAUGAAAAAUGCCUCAGUGGUGAAACCUCUGCCCAAGUUAGAUCCUCUAUCACAAAAACCCCACAACAAUCCAGUGCAAAUUGUUCAACCGAAUACGGCCAGUGGAAAGCCAGUCGUAUCGACGUCUACGACAAGUACCACAACCUCCACAUCAAAUGUGGUAAGCAUACAACCCUUUCAGACACAAACAUCAACGGGUACAAAAUUGGUUGGCAUUACCGCGCCGAUGCAACAGCAACCACAGUUGCAACAACAACAACAGCAGCAGCAAUUACAACAAAACCGAACGCUUACAUCGGGUGUGGUACCCACAUUACCUCAGCCCAGUAUCGCCAAUAACACCACCUCAUCCACGGGCCUACAAAUGUCCCUGCCAACAAUACAACCAAUUGUAUCGACAGGGCAAAAUUUGCAGCAGCAGCAGCCUCAACAUACGGUUUCACGGGUCCAAACCAUACAAUUGACCCAACAACAGGAACAAAUGUUGCGUCAGGUUCAAAUGCAAAUUCAAUAUUUGACAGUUAAAAUGCAGCACAAAAAUUUGAUAUCUUCAAUGCCGUUACCUGCCGAUUUGGAUCCAAGUGUGGUGGCUGCCUUCAAUAAACCCAUGAGUGAUAUAGAAAUCAAUCAGUCUCUGCAAAGGUUAUUUAUGGAACAACAUCGAAUAUUGUCUUCAGGCAAAGAAAUAUCCACAUCAGAUCAAUUUAUCACCAAUUCUAUACCACCGAACUCCUCUUACAACCUUGGAACAUUUAAUCUAAUGUCCAACACAAACCAGUCACAAUCGGCAAGCAAUGAUAAUAAGGGUUUAAGUGGCGGAGGAGGUAUACCAGCAAAUGUGGUACAGCCUAAUAACCAUUCGGCCAAUACAAGUGGGGUGGGUGGAUCAACAACCACCACGCCGGCAUUAAUGUCACCAGCGGGAAAUAUGCAACAACAGCAGCAGCAAUCGACUCAAAAGAUACAUAUUUAUCCCAUACAACAUCAGCAGCAUACAACUGUUACAAGUACCACAACAACAUCGGUGGCGGGAACUGUGUUGACCAGUGGCAACAACAAAUCAAAACAGCAAGUUUGUUCUUCGACCUCCCUUUCAACAGCAGCAGCAACAACAACAACUUCAAAUAUAACUACCUCGAUUGCAACAAAUAUCAUUGGCAGCAAUUCCAACUUAAGUUCCAUUCCAGGGGGUUCUGUGAUCUUACAACAACAACAACAAUCUGCCAAUCUAACAAGCUCUCUAUUAAGUAGCCCUCAAUUGCCGCAAUUAUCAUCCCUUUCAUCCACUUCCAAUUUAUCCAGUUUGCCGUUCGCCUCGCUGCCGCAACCUCACAUGAUUAAUAUCACAAAUAUGCCGGCCGUAUUGCAACAAAAACAUUUCACACAACAUUUACAAAUGCAACAGCAACAAUUGUUGCAGCAGCAAAAAAUACAAAUUGCCAAAGUGAAUACAUCAUCACCUGCCUUUGCUAGUUUUCAUAGUGUCAACACGUCGGGGAGUUUGUCAGCUCACGUGUCGGGUGGAGGACCUCCACCGCUUAUAUUUCCCUGCAGUUCAACCGUGAGCUCAACAAUGACGACAACAAUAACCCCACAACUGACAUCGUUGUCACAGCAACAUCAAUUCUCUACUGCCUCAUCUUUGGCCUCGAACGCAUUUACCAUAAACAGCCUAAGUGGUAUUGGAACGGGAUUAACAAAUCAAAAAUCCUUCAUACUAUCAACAUCAAUGGGAGGUGCACCAUCCCUGGUGCCAACUGCAACAUUAUCCUCUCCCAUUGUUUCAGCUACAACUUCAACAACAAAUGUUGUUGCUGCCGCUCCCACCUUUGUCAUUAACAAUCAACAACCCACCAUCACCUCCAGUUCUGCGAACAGCUGUAGUACUGCAAAUGUUCUGACUACAGUCGGUAGUAGUAUGCCAACAUCUUUGACCAUCUCAAUGUCUAUGCCAUCGAUGUCAACAACGACGCCGACAUUGUCAUUACCUCAACUGGUAAUGGCCACAACUGCUGUAACAGUACCGCCACUAAUAACAACAGCUACUGCAACAACAUCGUUAGUAUCUUCAACCACUUCCGCUAUGCAUCCUAUUGCUGCCGCUGGUAUUCAGCAACAACAACACCAACAACUGUCUGCCUCUGGAUCUUUCACAACUACGGCAACAGCGCCCAUUUGCUCAACACUGGCGAAUAGCAAUAACAUAAUGAUUGCCCAUCCGCCAACAACAAAUCCAAUCAUUAACGCUGGUCUAAAUAUUGUUGGUAAUCCCAUUAGUCAAAUUGCAUCGUUUAUUAAGACCGAGGAUAAGGUCCCAUCAAAAGCAAAACUUGCUCGUCUCUCCUUAUUCCUACAACAAUUGGAAGCCGAUCAGCAAAAUUGUGUAAAACCUGAUUACAAAAAUCCAUUCCAAAACAAAGAGGAAGCUGUUAAACGUUUGAUAAGAUAUCAUUGUAUGUACCAGAACGACGAGGAUAUACCCAGUGAAGAAGAGGAGGAAUUUGAGAAGACCGCCAUACGCUUUCAGGAUAAAUUUCGUAAAUUAUCUGGCAAAUUCCAACAAAUUCUCUUGCAAGAGUCAAUGUUACAACAUCGUACCUCCGAAAUAUGUCAAAUGGAAAAGUUAUUGAUUGAUGAUUUGCGCCAAGAAAUUGCCGAUUCAAAGAAAUUGGAACAGGAUUUGUUCAAAUAUGAACAAGAAUGCCAAAAUCAACAACAACAACAGCCGCGACAACAAUCACAACCACAACAAUUCGAUGUUAAAGAAUCCCUCUUCGAUCAAUUGAAAAAUGAAAUUAAAACCGAAACUCAAGACUCGAAACCAAAUUUAAUGGAUAUGCAAUCGAAUAAUGAUAGUAAUUCAAAUUUCUGUACAAAUACCCAAAAUGCUACAUCAUCAUUUGAUUCCAUUAAGAAUGAAAUAAAAACAGAAUCUAUGGAAAAUUCCUCAAUGGCUGGUGGUAAGAGUUCAAAUAGUUCUAUUGAUUCAUUUGAUUUGUUGAAACAAAGUCCCGUAAAUAACAAUAUGAGUGGUGCUGGUAAUAUGCAAACGAAAACCAACGAUGCGAAAGAGCCAAAGAAGGAAGAAUGUUCCAACCAGUGGAGUGGUGAAACACAAACCUAUUUAGAUUCCAAGAAUCAGAAUACCUUCUACAGUCAACAACAGCAGCAAUCGCAACACCAACAACAAAUGCAGCAUACACAACAAAAAGUAUCAAACAGUGUAUUUAAUGGUGGUUUGAAAAAAUCUACGGCAGCGACAUCAUCUUCUAUGGUUCAAAACAGCGAAGAGAAAGCGAAGGAUAGUUUUGAAAAUUUCGAUAUCGAAUCGGAGAUAACACCAACAUUUAUAAUGAAAAAAGUCGAACACAAGGAACUGCCGCCGCAACCACACAUCAAUAUUACUUCAGCGGGUGUAACUGGUUCCAGUAACACUACUAUUUCCGCAAUUACCUCUUCCUCAAAUACUACCACUACACCGGCUGUAAACUCUUUAGCGUCGAACAAGAAUAAAUCAAAAAUUCAGAAAUUUAAUCAUGUUGUGGAAACUACACCCCAGCCAACAGAUUCCAUGCAACCGACGCAAUCAAGCGGACAUCAACAUCAGCAGCUCCAGCAGCCGCAACAACACCCUAUUCAGAAUUCAUCAUCUAACCUCAAUGCCGACAGCAUACUCUCCAAUAAUUUUGAUUUCUCCCAUCUGCAAACCAAUCAUGCUGUAAAUAAACAACAAGAAGACGAUUGGUUGUGUAUUCAAAAGGAAUUGAAUUUAAUUAAUACCGCCUCCAGCACCAACACCACCACCACCACUAAUGACAAUAUCAAUCAUGAUCAAAAACAUGAUAACGAUAAUAAUCAAAAUAAAUCAUUGGAUUUUCUUGCUCAGGAAUCAUCACAAGGUAUCUUUCAACAACAACAGCAACCGCAUCAAACACAAGUUACCACCAAUACUACAACAAAUUGCAAUGUUCCUUCUGUAUUAGCCAAUGCUAACAAUACAACCACCACGCCCACAACUAGUAGUUGCAGUCAACAAAAUCAACAACCUGCCGAACUCUCACUUAAUAAUCAUGGCGAAGAAAGUCAUCAAGCCGAUUUGAAUGAAUUCUUUAGUGGCUCAGAAGACAGUGAGGUGCAUAAGGCUGUUGAAACUCGUUUGGAGUCUAUGUUUGGUGAAUCACCAGUUCAUUUGUCUGGUUCCAAAGAUCAUACAGACUCACCGUAUAAUUUGGAAAUUAUGGGUUAUGGCGAAUCUGCAAAAUCCUCAACGGCCAAAUUGUUUGGAGAUUCUCCGGUGCAUUUGGGGGGAACUGGUGCGCAAAAGGAUCGCAUUGAUUCACCCUAUAAUAUGUCUAUGUUGUUUGGUGAAGCUGUUAAAUCCCCAGCCAGCGGCGCUGCCGUUAACAAGACAACUGGUAAAUCAACUUGGGAAUCUGAUUUUACAGAUAAUUCAUUUCUCUCUACGGGACAAGCUGUUGCUUCGAGUUUUGCCAAUAAUACACCAAAUAACAUGACACAUCACAUUCAGUUAGGUUCUGCCAAUAAUCCACGAUGGAUGCAAAAUAUGGAGGCACAAUUUCCAGUUUUCUCGAACACCAACAACACCAAUUCGUCGAUGGGUGAUUGUUUGGGUAAUAGGAAACGUCAGUGGAAUGGCCAUAUGGUUGAUGAAACCAAUACACCACACCAGCAACAACAGCAGCAGCAACAUUGUGAAAGUAGUCCACAAAAGAAGAUAUGCGGUAAUAUCAACGAUUCACCUACCUCAGCCCAUUCACCAUUAAAUUCACAUCAGCAGCAACAAAAGCAAGAUUCGUCCCAGCAGCAACAUCAUCAUAAUUUAGUACCCAAUGAUACCGCACAUGCUCAAGAUCUUAUGGAUGCUGCAUUAUUAUCGCUACACGAUGGUUUGGGUGUGGAUAAUGCAACUCCUGCCAACCAAACCAAUGGCUAUAAUCACCAUAUGAUAAUGACCCCAACUGGAUUUGAUAAUUUCAAUCACAUGGAUGGCCAGCAGCAGCAACAAAAUCUACAUCAAAAUCAUUUUAUGAAUGUCAAUCAAACACAACAGCAGCAACAACAAAUGAUGAUGAAUCAUCACAGCAACACUGGUGGUGGUCACCAGCAUAACCAACAUCAUCAACAACAAAACACUGCGGCGACUUCUGGAGGAGGAGGAGAAUAUGAUGAUGAUAUCACCAGACAUGUUCAAAAUGCCAUAGAAAGCAUAUUAAAUUUACAAUCAUCUGAAGCUGAUUCCUUAUCAUUUUCCCUAGAUCAUUCAAUGGGCGUUCUAUUGGGUAAUUCAAUGAUGCAAGAUCAACCAGCGACAAAUAAUGCGGGACAUGAUGCUAAUAAACGUCAACAGUUGGUUGAUGAGCUGGGUGAUUGUAUAAUGGGCGGUGGUAGUGGAGCCGGAGGUAGUAAUUCUUCCACCGAUGCAGUCAAUCUGACCGACAACCACUUAAUAAUGAAUCAUAAUCCGCAUUCACAUCACACACAAUUGAUGCAACAGCAGCAACAUCCUUUGAGUGGAGCCGGUAAUCACCAACAACAUUCACAACAUCAUCAACAUUUGGUUUCAGCCACAACAGCUGGCAAUCCGAAUCAGCAACAGACGCAAUUAAAUGAUUUUAAUUGUGUGAUCGGUGGUAAUAGUAAUAUAAGUUCGUGA
Molecule: messenger RNA, 11307 nt
Organism: Musca vetustissima
Lineage: Eukaryota; Metazoa; Arthropoda; Insecta; Diptera; Muscidae
Product: mucin-5AC-like
Exons: 10
Coding region: 1-11307 (3768 amino acids)
Source: RefSeq, a predicted model, not a curated record